Arachis duranensis is the source of this 794-nucleotide messenger RNA. RefSeq lists its product as uncharacterized. The record is from RefSeq and is a predicted model, not a curated record. The transcript has 2 exons. The coding region runs from base 124 to 549 and encodes 141 amino acids. Lineage: Eukaryota; Viridiplantae; Streptophyta; Magnoliopsida; Fabales; Fabaceae.
UUGAGUUUCUACUCUCUAGCUUAUACCUUUGAUUCCGUUUCCGUUUCCGUUUCGAUCGAUUAUCUCGCAUAGCGAACUGCCAAAAAGAAAGGGCGGAAAAAAAAACCGAAGUUUGUGAAAUCAAUGGCGACACCGGCGGCAAAGCGAAAGCCAGUGUUUGUGAAGGUGGAUCAGCUCAAACCGGGAACAAGCGGUCACACUCUCACAGUCAAAGUUGUUAGCUCGAAGCCCGUCAAGACAGUCAGCAACCGUGGUGGUCGGACGUCGAUGCUGGCGGCGGCUCGUCCUUCUCGCAUCGCCGAGUGCCUCGUCGGAGAUGAAACUGGAACCAUAGUCUUCACUGCCCGUAACGAACAGGUGGAACUCAUGAAGCCAGGAUCUACUCUAAUUUUGCGUAACGCAAAGAUUGACAUGUUCAAAGGAUCCAUGAGGCUAGCAGUUGAUAAAUGGGGCCGUAUUGAAGUCACUGAACCUGCAACUUUUGAGGUUACAGAGGAUAACAAUCUUUCAUUAGUUGAAUAUGAACUAGUCAAUGUUGUUGAAGAGUGAUUUUGAUUUCUGGGUGUCUCUAGAGUUGCCAGAGGUUCUGAUCUUUAUUUUUACAAUUGAACUAUUGGCUGCGGGGCAGUCUUAAAUAGUGGUACAGUCUCUGUUUAUUUUAAUCCUAAAUUGCUGUGGUUAGUGCACAUUUUUACCCUAUUUAAGUCAGUUUUGAAAGAUGAUGGUUCUUGCGGUUAACAUGCAGAAGUGAAUAUUGCUAUAAAUUUACAUAAUUUAGUAUUUUUAUGGAGUCA